Molecule: messenger RNA, 975 nt
Organism: Eucalyptus grandis
Lineage: Eukaryota; Viridiplantae; Streptophyta; Magnoliopsida; Myrtales; Myrtaceae
Product: major allergen Pru ar 1
Exons: 2
Coding region: 256-738 (160 amino acids)
Biological process (GO): defense response; abscisic acid-activated signaling pathway
Cellular component (GO): cytoplasm; nucleus
Molecular function (GO): signaling receptor activity; protein phosphatase inhibitor activity; abscisic acid binding
Source: RefSeq, a predicted model, not a curated record
AAAAAAGUCAGAGUUCGAGAAUAGAACAAUCUAAUGCCGCGUUGAAUUGGUCAACGAUUUGCACAGACAUAAGGUUCAGAUCUUUUUAUAUUCCCCCUUCGUCCAUUGGAGAACACCAACAGGGUCGAUCCAAUCCCAUAUCACUGCAAAAAACCAGCAUCCUCCAUUCUUCCCAUUUUCAUCUCCAAUCCGAAUUCCUCCACCUAAGUUCGCUAGAUCCGUUGAAGUUCUCUCCGUGUCGAAUUUUCAGCUAACAUGGGCAUAACUCGAUACCACCACACGUUCCGGGCGCAGGUGACCCCGGCCAGGAUGUUCAAGGCCUUGAUCCUCGACUCGCACAACCUCUGUCCCAAGCUCAUGUUCUCGUCCAUCAAGAACAUCGAGUUCAUCGAAGGAGAUGGUGAGGUCGGGAGCGUCAAGCAGGUCAACUUCACCGAAGCCAGUCCGUUGAGGUACAUGAAGCACCGGAUCGACGCGCUCGACAAGGACAAGCUCACCUGCAAGUACACCCUGAUCGAGGCCGAACCGCUGAUGGAGAAGCUCGAGUACGUGACCUACGAGGUCAAGUUCGAGCCGUUCGGCUUCACCGGGUGCAUCUGCAAGCUGAGCAGCGAGUACAAAGCCAAGGAGGGGAUAGAGAUCAAGGAGGCGGACAUAGAGCAUGGGAAGGACAGGGCGAUUGGGAUGUAUGAAGUUGUGGAGGCCUAUCUCAUGGCACACCCACAUGCCUACGCUUGAAAAAAGAUCGGAUUUUUUGUUUUCUCCCCUUUGUUUGUUCAGGAAGCAUGACAUAAAAUGGUCUCUUUCUGAGCAGUUCUUUAAGCAGAUCUGGGUUUGUUUGUUCAUCGAUGGUGUUCUUGUUCAUGAGGAGAACUCGGAGUUGCCGUGUGAACUGAGGUUUGAUGAAUCUGGGUUCAGUAUAAUAAGUCAUCUGACCACGAAUUUUCUCUGCAAUUACUCAAGUUUUCAUCAAAA